GCUGCGUGCUUCGUAAGCCUCCAAAUCGCAAUUGCGUGGGCGAAUUGGCGAGUUCCUCGUCCAUGUGAUGUCAUCUCGAGCUGACCUGUAAAACUUCGACUCGACGGAAAUGAAAUUUCCAACUGUCCCUCUACAGCUUGGGCUCCACCGCUCCAGCCUCCAGGUAGCAAGUGCUUGUGUUUUGCUGUCCUCUCUCCGACACCUCGUCGAUCGAGUUCCUAAAGAGAAGCAAGCAAGCAAAGGGGAUCCCCCCGCCUCCGCAUCCGGCGACAGCGACCAACCGGAGCCAACAGCGGGCCGCAGGAGGGAGCGGGGAGAUGGGUCUGGGGUCGUGCUGCUGCCGGUGCCUGGAGAUCCUGUGCGCCAUCCUCCUCCCGCCGCUCGGCGUCUGCCUCCGCCACGGCUGCUGCUCCAUGGAGUUCUGGAUCAGCGUGCUGCUCACCAUCCUCGGCUACCUGCCCGGCGUCCUCUACGCCGCCUACGUCAUCCUCUCCGUUGACCCCGACCGCGUCCGCCGCCGCGGCCACGACGACGACGAUGACUACAUCUACGUCGCCUGACCGACCACCAACUUGUGGCCGGCCAUCCAUGACUGCCUCUGCCUCCCUCCCCUGCAUCGAUCUCUGUAUGGUGUUCGGUUAGUAGAAUCCAGAGUCCCUGUUCCUGCCCCCUGUAAACCUGUCGUACCAUGUACUUGUAUCAUGUUAAAUUUCAACGAGAUUUUGAGACGGUUUGCCGAC
Brachypodium distachyon (stiff brome) is the source of this 740-nucleotide messenger RNA. RefSeq names its product hydrophobic protein OSR8. Gene Ontology annotation, cellular component: membrane. The record is from RefSeq and is a predicted model, not a curated record. The coding region runs from base 318 to 560 and encodes 80 amino acids. The transcript is spliced from 2 exons. NCBI's taxonomy places the organism in Eukaryota, Viridiplantae, Streptophyta, Magnoliopsida, Poales, Poaceae.